AUGUCGUCGCAUCUCGAACCCGAAGGAAACUCUGAUGAAGAGCCCAAGGAACCUGGCACCUUUGGCAACAGCACCGCGCCGAGCAGUUCAAUUCACUCCAGACUGAGUGUUCCCGAUCAGUCAUCUCUGCCGGCGGGUGACGCUUCGCAGCCGCAACCGGGGGGCGCCCAGGUGCGAAGCGCCCCUUCGGCCCGCGAGGCCUCGGCGGUCGGGCAGCUGACAAUGCCAACACCUGCAGGUGUGAGCAAUGGCCUCUUUCUCGCACCUACGCCUCCCUUCAAUGUUACUCCAUUAGUCAACACGAGGAUCAACUCCUCCAUGCCCCAUCUCGUCCUCCAGGUCGACGAGCCCUUGCGCCAGAAGAUUAUAGACCGGAUCCAGACCUCCUGGGACAAGAUGCAGAAAGUGGGCAUGAACGCCAGCGCCAAGUGGAAGGAGUACGGCAAGUACGGCAAGGACAAGAUCAACUCCAGCCGCCAGCGGAACGCCGAGCUUGGCCAGGCCACCAACUUGAUGGAGUACCUCAUAGCCUGCAUGGGGAUUCUAACCAAGACCAAGGACUGCGAGUGGUCUUGUUGA
Messenger RNA from Cutaneotrichosporon cavernicola, 579 nucleotides. RefSeq lists its product as uncharacterized. Bases 1 to 579 code for a protein of 192 amino acids. The transcript is spliced from 3 exons. The record is from RefSeq and is a predicted model, not a curated record. NCBI's taxonomy places the organism in Eukaryota, Fungi, Basidiomycota, Tremellomycetes, Trichosporonales, Trichosporonaceae.